Molecule: messenger RNA, 1558 nt
Organism: Haliotis rubra (blacklip abalone)
Lineage: Eukaryota; Metazoa; Mollusca; Gastropoda; Lepetellida; Haliotidae
Product: arylsulfatase B-like
Exons: 14
Coding region: 23-1459 (478 amino acids)
Source: RefSeq, a predicted model, not a curated record
CACAGCUGAACCAGCAAACGCGAUGAAGGCUGGUCUUUUCUUUGUUGUAUUCCUGUUAUUCCCAUCAUGGUCAUCAGCACAGCGUCCUAACAUCGUGUUCAUUGUGGCAGAUGACCUAGGUUGGAAUGAUGUUGGUUUUCGGAAUCCUGACAUGAAGACCCCAAACAUCGACAAACUGGCCACAGAAGGAAUCAUCUUCGAAAAUGCAUAUGUCCAGCCUCUGUGCAGCCCAUCACGUACCGCCUUUAUGAGUGGAAUGUAUCCAUUCCACGCAGGUACACAGCAUAGGACGGUGUUCCCUGACCAAGCAGUGUGUGUGCCCCUCAACUAUACCUUCCUACCCCAGCAACUAAAGGCACUCGGCUAUGCUACGCACAUGAUCGGAAAGUGGCAUCUAGGCUUCUGCAAGUGGGAGUGCACACCAACCUACCGAGGCUUCGAUAGUUACUUUGGAUUCUAUAAUGCGCAUGAAGACUACUUUAAUCACACUGUUGGGCCCUACUUAGAUUAUAGAGACAAUACCCUUCCGGCAAGGAACUAUUCAGGACAAUAUUCUGCUAUCACAUUUGCCCAGAGAGCCGUUGACAUCAUCAACCGACAUGACGUUUCACAGCCACUGUUUAUGUACCUUCCAUACCAGAAUGUACAUGCGCCUAUUCAGGUACCUAAGACGUAUGAGGACAUGUACCUGAAUGUGAUUAAUGAAGGGCGAAGAAUUUUCAGUGGAAUGGUGUCUGCCCUGGAUGAGGCUGUUGGAAAUGUCACCAAGGCCCUGAAGGAUCGGGGCUUGUUUAAUAAUACUCUCAUUUUAUUCACUGCAGAUAAUGGCGGUCCAAUUGAAUGGUAUGCGAACAACUGGCCCCUGAGAGGGGGAAAACACACGAUCUGGGAGGGGGGCACGAGAGGGACGUCCUUCAUAUAUGGUGCUGGACUCAAGAAAACGAAGACGACAUACGAUGGGAUGAUCCACGCUGUCGACUGGAAGCCUACUAUAGUGUCUGCAGCUGGGGGAACUCCAGAGACAACCAUUGAUGGAAUGAGUCACUGGGAUUCUAUUCGAUACGGCCUCCCGUCGUCAAGGACAGAGUUCAUCUACAACAUUGACGACUUUGAAUUCCCAGACGAAGGUCAUGCUGGAAUAAGAGUAGGAGACUACAAGCUGAUCCUCGGAUACCCUGGAGGUCCUGAUGGCUGGCACAGACCCAUGAACAGGACCGAGGACGACAAAUAUGAACAGAGAGUUUACCUCAAAGGAGAUCUGCCAGUCCAGCUCUUCAACAUUCGAGAGGAUCCGACUGAGCACAAUGAUCUUGCACAGCAGAUGCCAGACAUGGUUGCCAAGUUGCGUGCCCGGUUUGAGGACUACAAGAAGACGAUGGUGCCAGCCAACUUCCCCGACCCGGAUCCUGCAUCUGACCCCAGAAAGUUUGGAGAUGUUUGGAGUCCCGGAUGGUGCUAAAGUGAAUAUGUCAACAUUACUACAUAAUUAUGAAUCAUGCCAUAAAGUGUGUUUUUUACUCUGUACGAAUGUGCAAAAUGAAAAUCGUCAUUUUGUUUA